Messenger RNA from Chanos chanos (milkfish), 1861 nucleotides. RefSeq names its product zinc finger and BTB domain containing 34 (gene zbtb34). Bases 113 to 1663 code for a protein of 516 amino acids. Gene Ontology annotation, molecular function: protein binding; DNA-binding transcription factor activity, RNA polymerase II-specific; RNA polymerase II cis-regulatory region sequence-specific DNA binding. The transcript is spliced from 2 exons. Lineage: Eukaryota; Metazoa; Chordata; Actinopteri; Gonorynchiformes; Chanidae. Gene Ontology annotation, biological process: regulation of transcription by RNA polymerase II. The record is from RefSeq and is a predicted model, not a curated record.
AGCUGGAGAAGGUGGAGGCCAGGCUGGUGUAAAGUGAGUCGCUAUCGGGGGGAAUGGGCGACAUUUGAUCAGGAAAAGGCUGUCUGAAAACCAGGAGAGACGUUUUUAAGUCAUGGAUGACAGUAGCAGCUUUGUAGAGUUCGACGUGCCUGAGUUCAGCAAUACAGUCCUGAGCCAGCUCAACGAGCUCCGUCUCCAGGGCAAGCUGUGCGACAUCAUUGUGCACAUCCAAGGGCAGCCGUUCCGUGCCCACAAAGCCGUGCUGGCGGCUAGCUCACCCUACUUCCGUGAUCACUCGGCCCUAGGAACCAUGAGUGGCCUCUCUAUCUCUGUCAUCAAGAACCCUGAGGUGUUUGAGCAACUGCUGGCUUUCUGUUACACUGGCCGAAUGGCGCUACGCCUGCGUGAUGUUAUCAGCUUCCUAACAGCAGCCAGUUUCCUGCAAAUGCAGGCAGUCAUCGACAAGUGCACACAGAUUCUGGAGGGCAUCCACUCCAAAAUCAGCCUCCCCCCUUCCUCAGCAAGCGCCGGCUCUGAUGAUGACUCGUCAAUCUCACGCGGCAGACAGAAUGGGGUGAAAGACAGUGGUCUCUUUGUCAACCCCACGCAGAUCUCACCUCCUUAUUAUCAACGCCACAGCCAAAGCGGUGAUACCCGGGAUUCAGCGCGUGGCCAACGGCUAGUAGAGGGUGAGGGCCACUCAGAUCGAGGUAGCAGCGAUGGUGUGUCAGAGCUGGAAGUGUCCAUGGAGACUGAGCCAGAGCAGGUAGAGCUGAUUGGGAAGGAUGGGCAGAUAACGGACGUACACGUGAAGCAGGAGAAGAUCGACAGGCCCAACUACUCAGACAGCUCGUCGGCAGGUGAUGACGGCUACCACACGGAAUUGGUGGACGGUGAGCAGGUGUUGGCCGUCAGUGUGGGGUCCUAUGGUCCUGUCCUUCCAUCUGUCAGCUAUACGUACCAAACUCUCACGUCACCCUGCUUUGUCAGCCUCAGUUCCUCCAGCCCGUCUCGUUCCAUGCUGAGCAGUUUCCGAGGUGGCCGAGCGCGGCCCAAACGUCCCGUCCCAGUGCCAGCAGAGGUGAUCAGCCAGCUAAAACCCAGCUCAGAAGACGGAGACACAGGGAUCGGAGGGCCUGCUGCACCAGCUAGCUUCGAGACGGACGUGCGGGAACGAAGCAUGCGCGGGCAGUGGUACCCUUACAAUGAGCGCCUCAUCUGCAUCUACUGCGGCAAGUCCUUCAACCAGAAGGGCAGCCUGGACCGACACAUGCGCCUCCACAUGGGCAUCACGCCCUUCGUCUGCAAAUUCUGUGGCAAGAAGUACACACGCAAAGACCAGCUUGAAUAUCACAUCCGUGGUCACACAGACAACAAGCCGUUCCACUGCCAGAUCUGUGGGAAGUGCUUCCCUUUUCAAGGCACCCUUAACCAGCACUUGCGUAAGAAGCACAUGAGCUCCACUGCGGAAAUCAAUAAUCACACAGACUCCCUGGAGCGGGCCGAUAUACAAGCCAGCCAGCGAGAGGACCCGGAUGACAACUCAGAAGGCGGUGGGGGUUAUGCCAUGCAAUACACAGAAGAUGCGCCAGGGAAUGACAACAGCGAAGAGAGCACCAAGUGCAGUCCAGAGGAAGCAUCUGCAUCAAGGUCCGAUUUUUAGCUACAACAAAAAUGGUCCUUGUCCAAGCGACAACCUCCUUAGACGGAAGCUUUAAAGGGAUUGUUCUUUUUUGUAGUCGGAGCUUCAGUGAUUUGUUUCUAUGGAGCUGAGUGGAUGAUGAACCUGCCUUGCGCGUUUUCUACUUGUCCAUUUUUUUGUGAAAGUCAACUCUUUAUCAAAGGAAUAAAAAAAGGGUGU